AUGUCAGCACAAGAACAAGCCACGGGAAAUUUGGUUCGAUUCAAUUUCCAUGAAGAUAGUGAAGGUUUGAUCAAUCGUCAAAUCAACUUGGAAAUGUAUGCUAGCUAUGCAUAUACAGCUAUGGCAAAUUAUUUUGGUCGCCCAGAUGUUGCUUUCAAAGGACAUCAUGAAUAUUUCGAAAAAAUGGCCAAGGAAGAAUUCGAACAUGCCAACAAGUUCAUGGAAUAUCAAAAUAAACGUGGUGGUACUGUUGUACUUUUGGACAUCAAGAAACCAACACAACAAAGCUGGGCCUCGCCUCUUGAAGCGCACCAAACAGGUUUACAAUUAGAGAAGGAUGUUUAUCAAGCAUUACUCGAAUUACAUGCCAUGGCUUCAAAACACGCUGAUCCACAUCUUACGGAUUAUCUUGAAGGAGAAUUCCUCGAUGAACAGGUCAAAUCCAUCAAAGAGUACGUUGAAUAUAUCACCAACUUACAACGAGUCGGCACAGGCCUUGGCGAAUACAUUUUCGACAAGGAUCUUUAA
Molecule: messenger RNA, 528 nt
Organism: Rotaria socialis
Lineage: Eukaryota; Metazoa; Rotifera; Eurotatoria; Philodinida; Philodinidae
Source: the annotation of a GenBank genome assembly